GUUGCAACCGCCACUGCCAGCGCCAUCUCGCCCUCCACCCCGCCCGCCCAAAAUGCAGGCCAUUGCCCGCCCCCUCGCCCGCGCCGCCCCCAGGCAGGUCCGUGCCGCCGCCGCCCUCUCGACGUGGGCCAACGUCCCCGCCGGCCCCCCGGACCCCAUUUUGGGCGUGACCGAGGCGUUCAAGGCCGACCAGGACUCUCGCAAGAUCAACCUUGGUGUUGGCGCAUACCGCGACGGCAAUGGCAAGCCUUACGUGCUCAGCAGUGUCAAGAAGGCAGAAGAAUUCUUGACCGCGAACAACCCCGACAAGGAGUAUUUGCCCAUCAGCGGUCUUCCUGAAUUCACCAAGGCCGCAGCAAAGCUCGCGUAUGGCGCGGACAGCAAGCCGUUGAAUGACAGCGCGGUCGCUGUCGUGCAGUCCAUCUCGGGCACGGGUGCCCUGCGCAUUGGUGGCGCGUUCUUCCACAAAUUCUUCCCCCACUCAAAGGCGAUCUACAUCCCGAACCCUUCGUGGGGUAACCACACUGCUGUGUUCCGUGACUCCGGCCUCGAGGUCAAGCAAUAUCGGUAUUUUGACAAGAAGACCGUGGGUCUUGACUUUCAGGGCUUGAAGGAGGACCUGAGGAGUAUUCCUACGAACUCAUUGGUCCUGCUGCACGCCUGUGCGCACAACCCCACCGGUGUCGACCCGACGCCCGAGCAGUGGAAGGAGAUUUCCGACAUCAUCAAGGAGAAGUCGCUCUUCCCCUUCUUCGACAUGGCCUACCAGGGCUUCGCCUCGGGCGACACCACGCGUGACGCGUUCGCCCUGCGUCACUUCGUCUCGGAGGGCCACCAGGUCGCGCUCUCGCAGUCGUUCGCCAAGAACAUGGGUCUCUACGGCGAGCGUGUCGGUGCGUUCUCCGUGACGUGCGCGGACGAGGGCGAGAAGAAGCGUCUGGAGAGCCAGCUGAAGAUCAUCGUCCGCCCGAUGUACUCGAACCCGCCGCUGCAUGGCGCGCGGAUCGCGAGCACGAUCCUGAACAGCCCGGAGCUGUACACGGAGUGGGAGGACGAGGUGAAGGGCAUGGCGAACCGCAUCAUCUCGAUGCGUGACCGCCUGUACGACAACCUCGUCUCGCUCAAGACGCCGGCGAGCGUGGCGCAGAAGGCGCACAUCUACAUGACGGCGGAUGGCCGUAUCUCGAUGGCGGGUCUGAACGGCCACAACGUCGACUACUUCUCGGAAAGCGUGAGCAAGGCGGUCAAGGGCGAGCUCUGAGCUGGAUUCGGGCUCUUUGAAUUGUUGCAUUGACACUGCUAGAGUGGAUUGGAUGUGGUAGACAUCUACGGCCAGACUAAUGGAGCGUCCUGUCACUGA
Messenger RNA from Fomitopsis serialis, 1360 nucleotides. Its product is annotated as pyridoxal phosphate-dependent transferase. The coding region runs from base 53 to 1261 and encodes 402 amino acids. The transcript is spliced from 5 exons. Gene Ontology annotation, cellular component: mitochondrion. NCBI's taxonomy places the organism in Eukaryota, Fungi, Basidiomycota, Agaricomycetes, Polyporales, Fomitopsidaceae. Gene Ontology annotation, molecular function: L-aspartate:2-oxoglutarate transaminase activity; pyridoxal phosphate binding. The record is from RefSeq and is a predicted model, not a curated record. Gene Ontology annotation, biological process: L-aspartate catabolic process; biosynthetic process.